Molecule: messenger RNA, 1936 nt
Organism: Ciona intestinalis (vase tunicate)
Lineage: Eukaryota; Metazoa; Chordata; Ascidiacea; Phlebobranchia; Cionidae
Source: RefSeq, a predicted model, not a curated record
UGGUGUACUAAUUUUUAUUUCGAAAGAAAUAUGGUUUAAUUUAAUAUAUGUACGGAUAGUAUCUACGUUAAAACAAAGUUCCAUGCAACAAUUGGCUGGUCAAAGCGUACUUGAGCUAGAAAGAGAUUCAGUAUUGACCAACGUUAAUUUUUAAUACCAGUAUCAUACCAACGUUACUGUCAUUAUUAAUACAGUAGGUUGGGGGAAGAUGGGACACUUUUUAUUUUCGUCUCAUUUGGUACUAGACAAAGAACAUCCAAAGAAUUAUAAAACCGUAUCCUCACGACUCCCAUAGACCGUUGUUAGUUGUUUAAAACACAAUCAGGAUAUUUGGAUAUUAUGUGCUAAAGUUGUCCCGUCUUCCCCACCCUACUAUAUAUACCAAGUGUCCAAAUUACAAAAAAAAGAAGAGAAUGUAUUCUUUAAAAAACGACGAUUGAAUUUGAUUUUUAGAGCUUCUGUUAAGAGGGAAAAUGGUUAAGGAAAAGCUUCACAUCAACAUUGUAGUGAUAGGCCACGUCGACUCCGGAAAGUCAACGACCACUGGUCAUCUAAUCUACAAAUGUGGGGGCAUCGAUAAAAGAGCGAUCGAGAAAUUCGAAAAAGAAGCAUCCGAGAUGGGUAAAGGAUCGUUCAAGUAUGCCUGGGUGUUGGACAAACUGAAAGCGGAACGAGAAAGAGGAAUCACAAUUGAUAUUGCACUUUGGAAGUUUGAAACGGUUAAGUAUUACAUCACGGUUAUUGAUGCACCUGGUCACCGAGAUUUCAUCAAAAACAUGAUUACUGGAACAUCCCAGGCCGACUGUGCCGUCUUGGUUGUUGCGGCUGGGGUGGGAGAGUUCGAAGCAGGGAUAUCGAAGAACGGACAGACAAGAGAGCAUGUUCUUCUUGCCUACACCCUUGGAGUUAAACAAAUGAUCAUAGCUGUCAACAAAAUGGACAGCACUGAACCGAAGUAUUCGGAGGUGCGUUUCAAUGAAAUAAAACAGGAAGUGACAAACUACAUUAAAAAGGUUGGCUAUAAUCCUAAAAAGGUUGCUUUUAUUCCAAUAUCUGGCUUCUACGGAGAUAAUAUGUUGGAACCAUCGGACAAUAUGAAGUGGUUUAAGGGAGCAGAAUUACCGAAGGGAGAUAAGAAGGAAACCAAAAGGGUCAUGACUUUGUUCGAAGCUUUGGAUGCAAUAGAAGAACCGAAACGACCAACCGAUAAAGCGCUAAGAUUGCCUCUGCAAGACGUUUACAAAAUCGGAGGAAUCGGCACGGUUCCGGUUGGUCGGGUUGAGACUGGUAUUAUAAAACCAGGCAUGCUGGUGACGUUUUCACCCGCCAACAUUACUACGGAAGUCAAGUCGGUAGAAAUGCACCACGAAGCACUGACCGAAGCACUUCCAGGAGACAACGUUGGUUUUAACGUUAAGAACGUAUCGGUGAAGGAUAUUAAGCGUGGUAUGGUGGCAGGAGAUUCCAAAAACGAUCCGCCGAAAGAGGCAAAUACUUUUAAUGCGCAGGUAAUCAUACUGAACCAUCCGGGCCAAAUACACGCAGGAUAUGCUCCUGUUCUGGAUUGCCACACCGCUCAUAUCGCUUGCAAGUUCGAUCAACUAUUGGAAAAAAUUGAUCGUCGUUCUGGGAAGAAGCUUGAGGAAAACCCAAAAAGUGUGAAAAGUGGUGACGCCAUAAUUGCUGUACUGAAACCCUCAAAACCGAUGUGUGUCGAAUCAUUUAGUGAAUAUCCACCACUAGGUCGCUUUGCUGUUCGAGAUAUGAGACAAACUGUUGCAGUUGGGGUGAUUAAAAGUGUCGAAAAGAAAGAAGCCGGUGCCGGAAAAGUAACAAAAGCUGCACAAAAAGCGGCCAAGAAGAAAUAAUCUUCCGCGUAACGUUUCAACGAUAAUAAACACCCUUCACGCUUGUUCAAUAAAAGGGAUACAAUGUC